Messenger RNA from Punica granatum (pomegranate), 2766 nucleotides. Lineage: Eukaryota; Viridiplantae; Streptophyta; Magnoliopsida; Myrtales; Lythraceae. The record is from RefSeq and is a predicted model, not a curated record.
CCUUUCAAAAGGUUUCACCUUGCCCUGCCUAACUGUUCUUGUGGGUCCAUUCAUUCCCCGUCCUUCAUUAUUCAAUGAUAAUACUUGCAACUAACAGACAUUCCAAGACUGAGACUGCAUCUCUGAGAGGCACUAGAAUUUACAUCGGAUCUCUAAUGUUGAACCAUUGAGAGGUUAGAGAUUACUCAUUCGGAAAAGCGUUUUCUUUGAAGAGAUGGAGAGCGGGGUGGUAGUUGUGGCAGUUGACACGAGCAAGGAGAUCACAGGCCGUGUUCUCGAAUGGGCAGCGAGGAACGCGAUCAAACCUUCUGAUGCGCUGUUCCUUCUCGCGGUUCUUCCUUCACGAAAGCACCUAGAGGGCACUAAUAGGAACCAUCAUCAGCCUCGAACUUCCCAGUUUUUCUCCUCCUUGCUCAAGAAGUGGGGCCUCCGGCACAUCGAGAAGAACCCCUCGUCUGGUAUAAAGGGCCUAAUUGACGGGGCCGAGCAAGAUAGAGUUAAUAAGGUAAAAUCUGCCUGUGAGCUUAUGAUGCAGCAGCUCUUCUUGUCUCACAAUCUGCAGAAGGUUCAUGGAGAAGUUCGAGUUCUAGCUGACGCACAGAUUGGUUCAGUUGCAUCGAUGGCUGGAGAGCUAGGAGCUACUUGGGUUAUCCUAGAUAGACAUUUAAAGAAAGAAGGCGACUGCUGCUUGAAACAAUUGAUCUGUAACAUCGUAGUCAUAGACCACUCCAUCCCAAGAAUCAUGAGAUCAGUCAAUCCUGCAACGAGCACGAAACUUGAUACUUUUGUGAAGUGCUCGGACCAUGCUGCUUCUGAUAUCCUCGGUUUGGUUCCAGUUUCCUCACAUAGAUCCAGUGAAACUGGCAGUACAGCAACUCAGAGUAGUCUUGGAAUAGAAAGCCCAGAUUUUAAGAGCAGCCCUUCCAGAACGAAUGCAACGCGAAAUAGUUCAUAUAUUCAUCUAAAUUCUCGGUAUUUCUCCCAUGGAAAUAGCAGGAAAGGUAACCAUAGUUUCUCUCCUUUGAAGAGUGAACCUCAACCCUUGAAUAAAGGAUCGAGUUUUAACAUCAAUCAGCAACCUCAACGAACACCAGCGGGGCCUAUGGAUGGAAAAAGGAAAAGCUAUAGUGGACCUCUGAAGACUGGAAGUGACAUGAAGAAGGGAUCCAAUCUCGCAGCAUUAUAUGCACUUCCAGCUCCAGCAAGAAGAUCAAUUGACUCGUCGAAUUUAUUACGUUCAAUGACGCUAAUAUCAAAUCCAUCAAAUGGCAUAAUUCCUAGAGAAGACUACCCAGGCAGCCUUAACAGUGGAGCACCCAAAGUUCCUGCCCUUAUGGAUAUUGGAAGAACCUCGAGCAUUAGAAGGGCCAUGGAUCUUUCAAUAAAACAUCCACCAACUCCACCUCUCUGUUCCAUUUGUAAGCAUAAAGCCCCUCACUUUGGCAAAGCUCCUAGGAAGUUCAGCCACGAAGAGAUCGAAACAGCCACAAAUGGGUUUGCAUUUGAAAACUUCUUGGCCGAGGGAGGAUGCAGUUCUGUGUACAGAGGAGUCUUACAUGACGGGCAAGUUAUUGCGGUGAAGCAACCGAAGUUUCUGAGUGCUCAGACCGCAUCAGAGUUCUGCUCCGAGGUUGAAGUUCUGAGCUGUGCUCAACACAAGAACUUGGUGAUGUUGGUAGGCUACUGUAUCGAGAUAGAGUGGCUCCUUGUGUAUGAGUUUGUCUGCAAUGGUUCAUUGGACAAACACUUGUAUGGGAAAGAUAUAGAAGAGGUCAUGGCUUGGCAUAAUAGGAUGAAGGUCGCGAGAGGAGCUGCUAGAGGUUUAAGAUAUCUUCACGAAGAUUGCAGAGUAGGUUGCAUCAUACACAGAGACUUCAGACCCAAUAACAUCCUCCUCACCCAUGAUUUUGAACCCAUGGUGGGAGAUUUUGGUCUAGCAAGGUGGCAAGCAGAUGGACAGCUAGCUGAGGAGACACGAGUGCUCGGUUCAUUUGGGUACCUGGCUCCUGAGUAUACGCAAAGUGGGCUUAUAACAGAGAAAGCCGAUGUAUAUGCAUAUGGAGUCGUUUUGCUGGAGCUCCUAAGUGGCUAUAAAGCCACUGAGUUCUCGAGGAACACGGGAAAACAAUUCGUGCCUGAGUGGGGUCUUCCAUUGCUCCGGGAAGGGGUGAUUGAAGAACUAAUUGACCGUCGAUUGGUAAACGAGUACGUUAACAAGGAAGUGAAGUCCAUGAUUCAUGUUGCUGAGCUAUGCCUCUUGCCGGUGCCUGAGCAGAGGCCGAGGAUGUCUCAGGUUCUGAAAAUACUGGACGGAGAUAUGCCCAGCAACAUGGUACAUGGGUAUGAACAGCAGCAAUCUUUUCCUUACGCAAAUGAGAAGAUGGGCAGAAACACCAGUUCACAUUUGACACAGCUGAUGAGUUCUACAAUUCGAAGUCCUGCACUGACGAGUGAACGGAGAAAGAGUAGUGAAGAAAUUAUAGCCAACUCUACCUUUGUCUCCAAUGGUUAUCGCGAGGAAGCAGAUAGUUGUCAUGCUUUGAAGCAAUCUGAAAAUGUUGUUAGUGAAGAAUAUCAGGCAUAUUUGCAGGGUUCACUGGCCAAAUUCAUUCAGAAUAUGAACGUAGACUGAAGAUCACGGAUUUGUGAAGAGUUGGAUAUGAGAUGUGAAUAGUAUCAUAAGAUAAUGAACGGACUUCAAACAUGCACUGAACUGUGCUCUUUGUCUUAUAUCUUGUCGAAUUUAAGAAAUUUCUCACUCACUCA